Molecule: messenger RNA, 4150 nt
Organism: Portunus trituberculatus (swimming crab)
Lineage: Eukaryota; Metazoa; Arthropoda; Malacostraca; Decapoda; Portunidae
Gene: Phax
Product: phosphorylated adapter RNA export protein-like
Exons: 9
Coding region: 103-1443 (446 amino acids)
Biological process (GO): snRNA export from nucleus
Cellular component (GO): nucleus
Source: RefSeq, a predicted model, not a curated record
CAGUGUUUACUUGUUAUAGUUUACCUCGGAGAUUGUGUGUGUGAGUGUGUGUGUAUGUGUGUGUGUGUGACUAGUGGCUAGUCGCUGAAGUGUGGAGAAACUAUGGAGGAACGAGAAGAAGGCGAGAUAUCAGAUGGGAAUGAGGACAGUUUUGGGCUGUCCUACAAGCCUGUGGCACGGCCUGAUGCUGGCCUGUACAGGCGUGUGGAGCAUCAUGUUCCCUCAAGCGAUGAAGACUACUCUUCAGACUCCGACUCUGAUUCCCCACUUGCAGCUAAACGCAAACGGCCAAAUGUCAGUAAAAUGGACACUGGAGGUUCGCACAGUCAUGAUCCGAGGUCCUGGAACCUAGACAAUGGCACUCAGGAGAGUCGACCAAUUGCCAAGGCGCGCCGGCGCAACAAUGUGUGGUCCUCAGUGAUGCAGGAACAGGUGUUGGCGCAGGAGAUUGGAGGGUUUGGUUUGAAGCGGCGCCUGGAUCAAGGUGACCGCAGCGUGGAGAGCUAUGAUUAUUUACAGGCGCGACAAUUCCGCGAGCAAGAAAACCAACAUUACUCUGAUGAGGAGGAGGAGGAGGAAGAAGAUGAGGAGACUAAGAAUAAAAGGAUGAGCAGAAAGCGACAUGUGAAGGAGAGGUUAGGUCAUCGGAAGCCCAAGACGAAAAGUGGGAAAAGAGAACUGAUAGAUGUGGAGAUCCGGGAUUCAAUGACAGAUGAGGAAGUGGGCCUAGCUAUUGCUGAGGGCCUCAUGGAGAGGAAACCAGAGCUCAUAGUGCGUGUAGUGGAGGUGUUGGGGCGGGAGAAGGCACUAGAUCUGUACAAAAACACUCAAGAGUUGGAGAGAGAUGGAGGCCUGAUGGUGGUGAAUGGGUCACGGAGAAGGACAUCAGGUGGUGUAUACCUAAACUUGUUGAAGUCUUACCCAACGUUAGAGCAUACUGACUUAAUCAAGAUUUUCUCACAAGACGAGGCAGGAUCCCUGCAGCAGUGGAGGAAACGCAAGCGAGCUCACCGCAAGCGUGAAAGACACGAGUCCAAGCCACAAGAUUCUGCAGGAGAGACAGCCAGUGAGGAGGGACUUCAUCUUGGAGAGCUGUUCUCUGAUGAUCCUGGAGGAGCAAAGUGUCCAGGCUCUACGCCUGUCACAUCACCUCAGCCAUCAGACACAGAGGAACAAGAACUUGCCAGCCCUUUGAUAAAUCAAUUAUCACCACAAGAGAUCAUGCCACCAUCAUCACCACCUCAGCCACCAUCAGCCACCACAGAUCCUCACAAGACCCCAGACCAGCCUCUGGAGACCUACAAUGGUGGGUUUCUCAACAUAGAAGUGGAGAACAGUAAGCAGAAGGAAGAGCUAAGUGAAAAGAAUAGAAGUACUGAGGUAGCAGCUUAUGAUGAUGACUUUUUAGACUUUCAUGGAAAUGAUGAAAUGGAACUGUUUUGAUACUGUCAGUGGUUGCACAUAAUUUACAGGUAUGGUAUGAUACCAACCUUAACUCUUUGUGGCUCUAACAUCCUGUCAACCUCUGUGAUCUCCCAUGUAGAUAAACCCACAACCCAGUCUGUACAGAAUGAAUUCUUACAUGGUCCCUAUUCAGCUGUCUCCUGCCUUGGGUGUGUAUGCCUUAACCCUCCUGCCAUAAAAAUUCCCUCCAUCAUUCUUUUUUGAUCCUGUUUCCCUCAGUGUUAUUGAUAUUCCAAUACAUCCUCAGUUUCAGCCAUGCACACAAUUUGACUUCAGAAUUGAAACAUAUAGAGAAGAGAGAGGGUAGUGUUGCAUCAAUGAUUUGGCCCAGCCUUUGUAAGAGUUUUGCAUCAGGAAGUAUGACAUUGUCUGAAUGUAAUUUUGUAAAAUUAGCUACAGGUGUUGAACAAUUUGGCUGUAUUCAGAAAAUGCAACUAACAGAAAUGCAAUAUAUGUUCUAGAUUGAUUAUUUUUACAGUGCUCAGCUGCUCUUAACCAAUUGCUACUUUUAGCAGGACAGCUGUUGCAUAGAUUUAUAUUUUCGUGCAUUUUUCUUUCAUAAUUGGCUUAUUUUUAUUCUAUAUAUAUUUUAUAUAAAAUGUUUUAGUGUUUUCAUGGCUCACUUUUAUUGCAAUUAUUCAAUAUCAUACCUUGAAAAUAAUCAGCAGAAAGGCAGUAGACUAGUAGAGAGCUGAAAGAUUAAUAAUUUUCUAUGGGAUAUUAUAAAGGGACUUCGCUGCUGCAUUUGAGUGUGUUGUUGGUGCAUUUACUCUCUAUGAUUCAACAAGAAGAUACUUGAAAUAUAUGAAUGUGUGUCUAGUGAGAAAUAGUGCAUAUGAGAUGUGCUACUAUUGAAGACUUAUUGGCACUCAUCAGUAGGGGAAAAAAGAAAACAGGAAUGUGCUUAGACUACCAAAUGGUUAUGAACAGUAUUUUUUGUUUUUAUUUUAAGUGAUUUAAUAAAGCUGAAGCUGCUAUAAAAGUCUAUGAAUUUGUAUCUCAGAAAUUGUUGUAGGAUAUGCUGCACAAAUGACCCUCAUGCAGCAUGUCUCACAAGGAUCAGUCAUCCCUCCUGUGAAGGCCUCUAGGCUAAGACAUGAGGGAAUGGUUGUGAAUGUGUAUGCCUUGGCUUUUCUUUUUGAUAUGCAUAGAGAUCAGUUAAAUAAUUUGUUCUCAAAUUGUUUAACUUUUUCUUCAUGGCUAUAUUUAUUUACUUAUUUGUAUAUUUAGUUUAUUUAGUCUUUUAUGGACAUGAUAAUGAAAGUGCCAAAUUCAGGUGGAAUCUUUAGCAAGGUUCAUGAUCUGUUAUGCUUCAUGAUGGUGUAGAGAUACCCUCUCUUUUCAUGAGGGAAGAAAAUAAAUGCCUCUACAAAAGCAACUUAGCUAGAUGUUUGGAGUUGCUAUAUGAUGAUUUAACUGGCUUUUUUGGUUACUGUAAAGUGGACUUGUGUUUAUUAAGAUAGUGCUUCGUGCCAUAUCAAUCAAUUAAAAGUUGAAUUUCUUCUUACUAGUAAAAACACAGAAAUGGCAAAAUUAUGCAAAUAUUGAGUAGUUGAUUAACAGGAGAAGCAAAAUAAUGCAUACAAUACACCCACUCUGAGCAGCAGGUUGGGACACUUCACAGGAGGGCAGGAUUUGUGGCUCAAAUUGAUUUGAUAUGACCAUAGUUUGUAAGAUAAAUGUACAUAGUUCCUUCUGACUUGAAUUUCAUUUGUAUAUACUUUUCAUUUACUAAUGUUUAUAAUAGUAGUCUGUACUGAAGAUGGAUAUUGCAAGAGCUCUAAAUUACUGAAGAGGCUAAAGGAUAAUGGACUGCUAGAUGGAUGACAGUAGUUUGAUUUGAUUAUUUUGUUUAAUAAUUUCAUUGAGUAGAGGAAAAGGGUUCUAAAAGUUGACCAUAUGAUGGUGGCAAUUCAUAGUCAUGAUGUAAUUUUCUGUCAAUCUGAAUUGAACUGAUGAUUUUGUCUGGCAUGUAUGGCUAUGGCAUUACACUGAGAUAAAAUAGCUACUAUUAUUUUGCUAAGCUGGGCACUGCAUUGAUAUUAUGAACACAGCAGCCUUUUUCCUGAAGAGUGUAAUCAUUUAGGAAAUAUAUAUAUUUUAAAGUAAAAGGGGAAAGCAGGCCAACAGCAACAAAAAAGAAAAAAGUCCACUUAGUUGCUAGUUCCCUUGCAAAUCUGAAAGAGUUAUCCAGAAAAAGAAGGAUAAAUGUCUUGAAUGAAGUAAAGUCAUGGGAAGUUGGAAAUACAGAAGCAGGUAGGGAGUUCCAGAGUGUAUCAGAGAAAGAUAUUAAUGAUUAAGAGUGCUGGUUAAAUCUUUCAUUAGGGAAUAAGACAGAGUAAGAAUGAGAGGAAAAAAGCCUUGUGCAGCAAGGCUACAGAAGAAGUGAGGCAUACAGGAAAAGAAGGAAAGAAGAGAAAAAUAUCACAUAUAACCAGCUGUUGUUUCCUUACUAAUACAGUGUCUUGUAAUAUUACUACAUAGUCAAUCCAUACCUGCUAUUUUUCAGAAUAAUUUGUUGUCUUAGCCAUGCACUGAAUGGUAUUGUGGUAACUUUUUCCCCACUGAUUUACUGGCUUCUUCACCACACACACACACACACACACACACACACACACACACACACACACACACACACACACACACACACACACACACACACACACACACACACACACACACACAC